CACAACUCCAUUUGGCGCCAAAAAAAAACAGCUGUUUUUUUUUUAUAUGUCAGCAAUGAAUUACUUUCCCAACUAUUAUUCAAUUGAAGACAUAUUUGUCACCCAGGAGAAGGUCGAGUGCAAAGUUAACACACGCCUACAGCGUAUGGGCUUUCUGGAUGCCGGCGCUGAGACGGACGACUUGGAACCGGGACGAACCAUUAAUCUGCCAUUGUGGUACAUCAAGGAACUGAAAGUGAACAAUGCGUAUUUCACAGUGGCCGUGCCAGAUAUCUACAAGAAUGUUCAUAAGGCCGUCUGCGAGGCGGAGACCACGCACAUCGAACUGGGUCGACUGCAUCCAUAUUUCUAUGAGUUCGGACGCUAUUUGACGCCCUACGAUCGCAACCAUGUCAUAGGUCGCAUCAUAUUCGAGACACUGCGCCAACGUGUCCGCCAUCUGCUCGACAUAUCCAAGAACGACACGGACAGCAAGCCCGAUCAUCGGCUCGACAACAUUGAGUCCAAGCUGCACGAUGCGGGCGUGCGCACCAAUACCCUGUACAUCAAUUGGCUGCAAAUGAGCGGCAAUCAUUUGCGCAUCUCCGAGCUGGUCGAGGAGCAUCAAAAGAAACGCAAACGUGCCGAACGCAGCGACGACGAGGGCGCCGGCGACCCUGACACGCCCAGCAGCAAAAAGCGUAGCACUAUGUAAAGAAAGUCCAUUGGAUGCAGACAUCAAAAAAGGAAAAACAACUUUAUUUUAUGUUCACAUUAAGCGUAUUUUGUUAAAUAAUUGUUAUAAAACAGUUUAAGCAAAUCGUCGACAAAUUGUUACCACAUAUAUUCGGCGUGCCGAAGAUCGCAUAAUUUGACAGACUUGCCGCAUAAGAUAUAUAACAUAUAUAUAAAGGAUUAUUAUUAUAGCUUAACAUCUGAUUAUGUUCACAUAUCAUUUCUAUCAAAUUAAUUUACAUAAAAUCUUUACAAUUUGUCGCACGAAAAUAAACUGUUUUUGGCUUUUAAUAUAAUUUGAAAACAGCUUUUAUCAUGGAGAAGCAUACGUUUCAUUAACACAAUCAUAUUUUAUGGCUAAACUCGAGUAUACACACCUACACACACACACACACACACACACGCACACACACAUACUAUAUAAUGUAUAUAUCUAUAAUUAAAUGAAUAUGGUCUGUUUUUGAUUCCUUGCAA
Messenger RNA from Drosophila virilis, 1188 nucleotides. RefSeq names its product DNA replication complex GINS protein Psf3 (gene Psf3). Gene Ontology annotation, cellular component: GINS complex. NCBI's taxonomy places the organism in Eukaryota, Metazoa, Arthropoda, Insecta, Diptera, Drosophilidae. The record is from RefSeq and is a predicted model, not a curated record. Gene Ontology annotation, biological process: mitotic DNA replication initiation.